Messenger RNA from Hypanus sabinus (Atlantic stingray), 2998 nucleotides. RefSeq names its product nuclear factor 7, brain-like. Gene Ontology annotation, biological process: protein ubiquitination. Lineage: Eukaryota; Metazoa; Chordata; Chondrichthyes; Myliobatiformes; Dasyatidae. The transcript has 6 exons. Gene Ontology annotation, molecular function: protein binding; ubiquitin-protein transferase activity; zinc ion binding. The coding region runs from base 16 to 1572 and encodes 518 amino acids. The record is from RefSeq and is a predicted model, not a curated record.
AUCGCUGCUGUGGAAAUGAACACGAUUCCUGCUUCACUGAAAAGGAACAUUCAUUCCCGAGACUGCAGCGCCCCUAUUGGACAGCCGCGGUACCGCAGAGUUCAGCAGCUCCCCGAAAGUGAAAGGAUCCUGAACCCGGAAGUACCGGGAGUUAACAUGGCUUCGAAAGAACAGGUCGAGAGUUUAACCGAGGAGGUAAUUUGUCCUAUCUGCCUGGAUUUCUUCACCGAUCCGGUUAUACUGGAGUGUGGACACAACUUCUGCCGCUCCUGUAUCACACGGUGUUGGGAAAGGGAGGAGAGAAACUCCUGCCCGGAAUGUAGAGAGGAGAUUGCAGACCGCACCCUCAAGGUCAAUCGGGCCUUAGCAAAUCUGUCUGAGAAAGCUCGAAAACUAAACCUGAAUCCGAAAGAGAAGGAAAGUAAACUUCACUGCGAGAAACAUGGGGAAGACCUGAAGCUAUUUUGUGAGACGGACAAGACACUGAUCUGCCUGAUCUGUGCGACUGCGCGGGAACACAAGUCUCACAACUUCAUGCCGAUUAACGAAGCCGCUGAAAUCUACAAGGGUCGAGUUAAAUCUUCCUUAGACUCUCUCACUAAAAAGAAAUCGGACUUCGAGGAAAUGGAGCAACAACAGAAAGAGAAGAUUUCUGGAGUUCGGGAACAGUCACACAGCCUUCAGUCCCAGAUCACAUCCCAUUUUGCUGAACUGCGCCGGGUUCUCACUGAUAAAGAGCAGCGUGCACUCCGAGAUCUCAAGGAAGAAGAGGAGAGGAUUCUGAAUCCAAUGGAAAAAAAUCUUCGAGAGAUUCAAGAGAAUUUAAAUUCUAUCCAGGAGGAAAUCUCAAAGUUACAGGAACGAAUGGAUCAACAAGAAAAUGUCACACUCCUCAUGGAGGAAGCUCAUCAGAAGAGAAGGAGCUGUGAUGAUGCCCAGACAUUGUCAGUGACAGAUGGUGCCCUACUGGCUGAAAAAUUCUAUCACCCCUAUUUGUUCGACACAGCAUUGGGAAAAGCGUUUGAUGGCAUUAAGCGAGUCUCUGUCACCCUGGAUGUGGAAACGGCGCAUCCGGCGCUCGAGGUGUCUGAGGAUCAGAGGAGUGUGAGAUGGACCGGGAUUUGGAGGAAUCUCCCUGACACCGGGAAGAGGUUCACAAACUGGAUUUGUGUGCUGGGAUCGGAGGGAUUCACAUCGGGGAGACAUUACUGGGAGGCGGAGGUGACGGGGAAUCGGGGCUGGUGUCUGGGUGUCGCCGCAGAGUCUGUGGACAGGAAGGGAGAGAUCAGAGCGAGUCCGGAGACCGGAUUCUGGAUCAUCGGGCGGGAUGAUAACAGGUACAAUAAGUUCACCUCCCCCGAGUCCCGUCUCCCUGCCGGUCCCAUCCCCUGGAGGGUGGGAAUUUAUCUCAGUUACGAGUCCGGGACAGUUUCAUUUUACAACGCAGAGACCAAGUCCCAUCUCCACACCUUCACUGGGAAUAAAUUCACGGAGAAACUUUAUCCUUUCUUCUGGACUUGGGAUAAAAACCGGUGGCUGAGAAUCUACUCCGGUUCCGCUCCGGGUCUGUAAAUGGCAUGCGUCCGGGACUGGCAUCAGUAGUAAGUCAGUGUAAAUAUAAAUGUGCGGAGAGUGAAAUAAACACAAUGUGAGAAUUAUCGAUCCAUUAAUUUUAACUCGUUCACCGCAACCGUCAAUGGAACAGAAACACUGCGGAUUCAGCAGCAGCUGCGGGCGGCGGGUCCUAAGCUCCCCGGCUCCCCCGGGUGCUAAAGUCCACCGGGACUGACAGGGUAACUGGGGCAAGUGGUGGUGGUGCUGAUCGGAAGAGGGAGGUCUGGCAUCGGCUGGGUGUUGAGAGCAGAACCAAAUGCAAGGCACAGACACUGAAGUACUGGGGACAGAACUAGGUGUGUCAAGAAAGCAAGGGAAGUGGGGAAGAAACGACACUGGACAAGACACAGGUCCUGGACGAGACUAGGAAAGCAGGACCUGGACGAGGAACUUGGAACUAGGAACCUGUACAAGGACUCCGAGCCAGGGUCUGCACAGGGACCUAGAACCUGGGUCCUGACUCAGGCUCGGACUCCAGUUUCAGGUGAGGACAAGACGUGGCAAGGCAACAGGACUGGACAUGGGGGCAGGACGUGGGACUCCUGGGCUGGAUGAUGACAUGAACCUCAAACUUGGUCUUGGGAGACGGGAACAGGGAACACAGAGCUGGACCCCUCCUUGGGAACAGGACGUAGGGCUGGGACUCAUACACAGAAAGUUGAACAUGACAAGACAGUUCCCAACACUAGGUAGUGGCAAACAGCCAGACCUACCUAGUGAAGGCAAGGACACAGAGAUAGUUCCAAACAACAAAAAACAGUUCCUUAUCUGGACACAGCAAGGCUCCAGUCUUGCUCCAGCAGAGGAACAUGACAGCGAGAAUAGACGAGGCUCAAGGGAAAAGGUAGCAGGCAAAGUCAAGGGCUACAGAAAUAAGAGGAAGGGAAUUGAACUGUCCAGCCUCAGAGUAUCAGCAAAGAUGACCUGACUUACCCCACAGAGGCAAGGACAGGAUACUGACGAGAUGAACCAGCACCCACACUCGAACCCAGGGCCACUUAAAUUCCCAGCCACAAGACGAGCAUCAGGUGCCUAUGAUUAAAUCCAACUGAAAUAAGGGACAGCUGGAAAUCCCGGAGUCCAGAGUACAUGAAACAGAACGCGGAUUUCAUGGACCGGAUCAUGACAAGGUCAGGGUGAAUCUUGGUAACAUGGGAGAUAUAGCGGUGGUAACAAGCAAAGUGCCUGAGACACCCAACGUGUCAGGUAACAUAUGUGGAAGGAAAAGGACACGUGAUGGGUGGAUCCAGGUGAGUGGGUGAUAGGUAGAUGGGGAGGGGUGGAGUGUGGAAAUGAGUCAGAAACUGGGAGGUGAGAGGUGUCAGUGACAAAGGACUGAAGAUUUUGAAAUCUGACAGAGGGGGAAUGUGGAACCUGGAAUAAA